UCGGUCCUUAUUUAAAAAAAUACAUUUUUCAGAUGAAUUUAAGUAUAACCCUAGCUUUAACUGACUUUGAACAGCAUCAAGAUAAAGAAGAGGAUAGAAUGCUGGACAUUGAUGUCCAUUCCUUCAUUGCCUUGGACCUUAUGAAGAAUAUAAAUGUUUCUGGCAGAAUUGAGAUUGAGGCUUCUUUAGGUUUAAUCUUCAAGGGUACAAUUUUCUCUCUGAUGAUAUUACUUACUAUGUGUGGAAACAGUCUGGUUCUCAUAGCAAUAUCUAACAAUACGGUCUUGCAGCGGCCGUGUAACUUUUUUCUUGCGUCACUUGCUAUUGCGGAUCUAGGGGUCGGUUCCUUAGUCAUGGUGCCGAGUGCUAUAGAUGAAGUAUUUGGAUGGUGGCCUUUUGGACCUUUUUGUUGUCAGCUUUACAACGCUAUGGAUGUUACCUGCUGCACUGUUUCUAUAUUACAUCUGUGUGCUGUUAGCAUUGACAGAUACUAUGCUAUAGUGAAGGAACCUUUGCUUUAUCAGUCGAGUGUGACAAAGUGGAGAACUGUUUGUCUGCUCAUUCUAGUCUGGGUUAUGGGACUUCUCAUAGGUUUUGUCUCAGUUUUUAGUGGAAUGUACACAACAGAUACAGUAUUAGAUAAUAUAUAUGAAAACCCACAAGAAUGUCAUUUUGAGGUUAAUAAGGUAUAUAGUGUUGUGGCAGGUGGGGUCUCAUUCUGGCUUCCGGCCGUUCUAAUGGUUUACAUUUAUAUUAGAGUAUAUAUGGAAGCAGUCAAAUUAGAUCUGAAACAUAAUGUAGUAAAUAACCUACAGGUUCAUUUACAUGAAAACCAGACUUUUAAUCCUCCAAUCGAAACCAGAAACAGCAGCGAAACUGACAUUGGGUCCGGCAUGAUGCUCUCCCCCAGCGGAAAUCACACGUCGGCUCAGCUUUCUUCGUCCAUGUCGCACCUCAACCCACGACUUGGAGAGGUUUCAAGUUCUAUGCUUCAAAUUAAUCUCAACAGUUCACAUGAGCUUUCAUCAUCAGGACAAAGAACAAACAGAGCCAAUGAACGACGGAAGGAAGUUAAAGCAGCAGUUAGUUUAGGAUUCAUCAUGGGUGGCUUCUUGGUGUGCUGGCUUCCUUUUUUCAUAUGGAUGCCUCUAGUUCACCUAAUGGAGAUUGAAACACCCCACAACCUAUAUUUGUACAUACAAUGGAUAGGAUACUUCAAUUCUGGUAUUAACCCUGUUAUUUACGGUCUCCAUCAUCAGGAAUUUAAGCAGAUCUUUGCAAGAUACUUUCUCUGGCUACGACGUAAAAUUUGUUGUUUAAAGUGCUUGCGAGAAGCUAGCUCUUCGGUUGAUAUACAACCUGGUUUCAGUAUGCAGGACAAAUGGGUCUAAACUCUUAAAAACACAAAGAAAAAUGUAUCUUAAAGAAUUUUCAUAUAUUUUUCUCGAAUUUUUUUUUAAUAUUUUUGCACUCUUUUAAGGUAUUGUUCGAAUUAAAAUCAUAAAGAAUAAAUGAAGAUUUGAUAUUCUGAGUUUUGAGCUCUUGAAGAAUAAUUUUUAGUUCAACUAAUCAAACUCUAUUAAUUAUUAUAUGAACUCUUAAUGUGCAAUGAAAUUAAAUUAUAUAUAUCUACUUUAUUUUUACUUUCAUCACGUUAAAAAGUUUUUAAGAAUAGAAAGUUUGUAAAUAAAUCAGCGUCUAACAUUUUAUUGAAUCGAACAAAGAACUUAUAUUCUAUGAAUCCCUUAAUAGUUAUUUUUUGGUGUAGCGGACAAUUCACAGU
This is a messenger RNA of Eurytemora carolleeae, 1783 nucleotides long. Its product is annotated as octopamine receptor beta-3R. The transcript has 15 exons. NCBI's taxonomy places the organism in Eukaryota, Metazoa, Arthropoda, Copepoda, Calanoida, Temoridae. The record is from RefSeq and is a predicted model, not a curated record. Gene Ontology annotation, cellular component: membrane. Gene Ontology annotation, molecular function: G protein-coupled receptor activity. Gene Ontology annotation, biological process: adenylate cyclase-activating adrenergic receptor signaling pathway. The coding region runs from base 33 to 1391 and encodes 452 amino acids.